UCUCUGUUAAGCUGUUGCUGCAAUUUCAGAAUUUGAACACAACUACAAAUUCACCCAAAAUUCUAAAAUCAUAUUCUUUUCUCCCAACAAUCAGGGCAAACACAUAGACAUUCAAAAAAAAAAAAAAAAAUUCAAAACUUAUGUAGAACACCAAUGAUUCUCACUGCAAAUUCAAAUUCUUUGAAACCAUAAAAAAACUAUGAAAUCAGCGUCACGACUGAAUGCUUUUCCCUCUGGCAUCAUUAUCGUGGCUGGGAAUUUCAAGAAAUCUCAAUCUCAAUCUUCUAAGGACUCUGACCCACCUCCAAGGAUCACAACAAAUGUUAAGCAGAAUUGGCAAUUUUUGAAGUUGUGGAAGGAAUUCCAGAAAAGCAAAUCCUGCACACCUAAGCCAGCUACUAGCUAUCGUCGGAAGAAGGUGGAGAAGGAGGACCUUCCCCCAGAUGCAGAGCUUUAUAAGGAUCCAACCUUGUCACUCUAUUAUACAAGUCAGGUUGUUGAUAGUGUUGUACCUGUCUUGCUUGUUGAUGGUUAUAAUGUUUGUGGCUACUGGGUGAAACUAAAGAAGUAUUUCAUGGGUGGACGACUUGAUGUAGCUCGGCAAAAGCUAGUUGAUGAACUUGUCCAGUUCAGCUUGGUAAGAGAAGUAAAGGUGGUGGCUGUAUUUGAUGCUAUGCUGUCUGGACUACCUACCCACAAGGAAACUUUUGCUGGGGUGGACAUAGUUUUCUCUGGGGAUUCGUGUGCUGAUUCAUGGAUAGAAAAAGAGGUUGUUGCGUUGAGGGAAGAUGGCUGUCCAAAGGUUUGGGUAGUGACAUCUGAUCAUGCCCAACAACAUGCAGCUCAUGGAGCGGGAGCAUUUGUUUGGAGCAGCAAAGCACUGGUUACUGAGAAUUGGCAGCAAGUGGGACAAACGGGAACCUGGCGGCUGGCGCGCAACGCCAGAACCAGCGCGUGUCAAACAGAUUCCAUAGAUCUUGACAAGAAGAUCAAGAUUAAGGCUUCAAAGAAGGAGAUGGAGAAAAUGCUUCAAGAGCAAAGAUCGACUUCCAUGCAAGGGAAAUUGCUAAAACACAACCUGGACACAGAGGUUGUAGAUGCUUUGAAGGACCUUAAGAUGAAGUUGUCCCAGAAUGGAUCAUAACAUCCUGUUAGGAUUAAAGCUGUAAGUAUUUCCUUUGAUACAUGCUUUGAAUUAUCGUAAAUAGUUAUCAUUUUUCAAGGAUGAGAUAAAUAAUCUUACAGUUGAUCAUUUUGAACUUAAUGUACAUAGUCAUGGACAAAAGAAUGUGAUAGGUCUAUGAUUCCAAUCAAUUUUAUUCAUUUUUAUUUCUUGUGAAUACUUAGAACUCAAAGAUCGACUUUUGUACCUCUCAAAUUAAAUCGUCUCUAGAUACAACUUUUAUGUAUAUUAUUGGUGUUAGAAACAGCAGAUUGUCAUUGUUGUAAGUGUGGCCACGAAAGGGCAUUCGUUGUGUUA
Molecule: messenger RNA, 1480 nt
Organism: Spinacia oleracea (spinach)
Lineage: Eukaryota; Viridiplantae; Streptophyta; Magnoliopsida; Caryophyllales; Amaranthaceae
Exons: 11
Coding region: 200-1144 (314 amino acids)
Source: RefSeq, a predicted model, not a curated record